AUGGCAGGACCUCGCCUUUCCAGCUGUCCCCUUCUACUCUUGGCCAUGGGGCUUCUAGAAAUGGCUUCUUGUGCUGGUUCUGUGGAAACUGAGAAAAAUGGAAGCAGAAGGAGCCAUGAAAAGAAAUCCCAAUGGAAUGAAUAUCCCACAGGACAGAGAGCAAGCAGCCUCUCCAAUGAUCCGGAAACAAUUACAGGAAAUGCUCACAUUGACCCCAGGGAUGCCUGGAUGUUCUUUAUGAAGCAAUCAAACAAAGGAGCCAACAGCAAACAAAGGAGAAAAAGCAAAUCCCAAAAAAUCAGGUUUGGCAUUCCUGGCCCUCCAGGGCCAGCUGGUCCACCGGGACCUCCUGGAGCUGUGAUCAGUCAGGAGGAGCUGCUGCGGGAAUUCCGGUUGCUGCUUAAAGGAAUAAUCAGGGAAUGGGAAGAGUUUAAUCUGAAAUCCUGUGACAACUGCCAGGAGGAGGAGGAGAGAGACAGGAGAAAAGAGAACUUCUUGGCUCAGAUAACUGGCUCACUGUUGGCAACCAGGGAACAGGGGAGAGUGGAGGCAGCUUUCCACUGCCGGACCCGGAAGAACAUUUCCAUUGAACGACGAUCCCUUAAAGAACUUCAUCUAUACUACAUACCUAAAUCAGGGAAGAUAUUCCAUCGUGGCCUAGGCCUAAACCUUACCAAUGGUCAAUACAAAGCACCUUUAAGUGGAUACUACAUCUUCACUGCUACACUGCAUGUUGCUAACAGGAAUCAUUCAAACAAAAGCCAGCCACGAACCCAGGAUCGCCUGCGCUUGCUUAUCUGUGUUGAGUCACUCUGCCAGCAGAACAUUUCGUUGGAAUCAGUGAGCGGAGUGGACAAGUACAGCAAACUUUUCACUAUUUCAGUCAAUGGAAUUCUCUUCCUGCAGGCUGGCCAAUAUGCUUCAGUUUUUGUUGACAACGCAACAGGAUCACCCCUCACAGUACAAAGAGGGUCAGACUUCAGCGCUGCCUUCUUGGGCCUCUGAUUGGCCCACAGGUGCCCCUCAUUAAGCUAGAAUCCAGCCCUAAGCUAAGUUUGUCCUCUUCAGUCACAUGGGUCUUGACUUCAGAGAGAUGUGUAUGGCACCAGCAAAACUAUAA
Molecule: messenger RNA, 1120 nt
Organism: Euleptes europaea (tarantolino)
Lineage: Eukaryota; Metazoa; Chordata; Lepidosauria; Squamata; Sphaerodactylidae
Gene: ERFE
Product: erythroferrone
Exons: 8
Coding region: 1-1005 (334 amino acids)
Biological process (GO): positive regulation of insulin receptor signaling pathway; negative regulation of gluconeogenesis; positive regulation of D-glucose import across plasma membrane
Molecular function (GO): hormone activity
Source: RefSeq, a predicted model, not a curated record